AGAGUCACAAGAUAUUAUAUGAGUGGGAAGGGUGAUCUCUAUCUACAGAAGCUUAUUACAUUCGAGUUGUAACAAAACUAUGAUUAAUCGUCAGAUACUAAGACUGUCAUGUUAAUUUAAAAGUGUGGCUAUAAACAAAAUAUGCAUAUCAAUGAAUUAUUACUUUAACUAAACGCAAUUUAAAUGAGAUGCAAUCAAAAUGGUUACCCUUUCAAAACUUCCACGUCUGGAUCAUCGAGAGCUUGAUAUCUAACCGGUGCGGAAGUAUCAGUUACCAUUGAAAUAUAAUCCUUUUUACAGAUUUUGGUCUUUUAAACUAUGGACGACAUAAAGGCUAUUGUAGGCGAUGUCAUCGAUCAAAAUUCUGCAGAAUUGAACAGAAUAAGUCAAUCAAUAUGGAAUAACCCGGAACUUGCGUUCAACGAGUUCCAUGCUCACUCAGAGCUCACUGACUUUCUGGAGGUCUUAGGGUUUACAGUAGAGAAAUCAUUCAAUCUGCCAACAGCCUUUAGAGCAACAUAUAAAACAGAUAAUGCGGUAUCAGGACCUAACAUUGCCAUCUUGUGUGAAUAUGAUGCCCUGCCUGGCAUCGGUCAUGCCUGUGGUCACAAUUUGAUUGCUGAGGUUGGUGUGGCAGCAGGGUUGGCUGUAAAGGAAGCCAUGAUUGCAGCACAGGAAGAGAAUCUCACUGGAACUCUCACAGUUCUUGGCUGUCCAGCAGAGGAGGGUCUAUGUGGCAAAUCUGACUUGCUACGCCUUGGGGCAUUUGAAGGUGUUGAUGUUGCCCUGAUGGCCCAUCCAUCACAGUUCAACCUCUCCAGGCCCAGAUAUGUGUCAAUGACACCAUUGUCAAUCAAGUAUCAUGGCAAGGCCUCCCAUGCAUCUUCGCACCCCUGGGAUGGUUUCAAUGCGCUGGAUGCUGCUGUACAAUGUUACACCAACAUCUCACACGCCCGACAACAGAUGAGACCCGAUUGGAGAGUGCAUGGUGUCAUAAAAAAUGGUGGUCUGCAGCCUAACAUCAUCCCUGAUGAGACAGAACUGGAAUAUUACCUGCGUACCCCGACUGACCCGGAGAUGGUUACACUCAGAGAGAAGGUCACCGGGUGUAUUGAGGGUGCCGCACUGGCCACAGGAUGCACUGUUGAUUACAAGUUCAGUGAGAAAUCCUACUCCAACCUUAUAUCCAACAACACACUAGCGGAAAUCUAUGAAAGGAACAGUGCAGAGGUUGGGGUGGUGAUCGAAACAGAUGAGGAGAGAAAGAGAAAGUUUGGGGGCUCGACAGACAUGGGCAACGUUUCACAUGUUAUUCCCAGUCUUCACCCAAAGUUCCACAUUGGGUCGUUUGUUAGUAAUCACUCAAAGGACUUUACCGCUGUGGCUGGUGAUAGCAAGGCACAGAAAUACACCCUCGAUGUGGCAAAAGCUCUAGCCCUGACCGCCUUGGAUAUCUACAGAGAUAAAAGUCUACUUGAAAAAAUCAAAAUGGACUUUGAAGCUGAUAUAAGCAAACAGAAGCAAACUAUGAUGUAACAUAAUUUAAUGAGAUGAAAUCAAAUGGUAUUUGAUCAGGGGAUAUUAAGCAGAUUUAUUAUUUUUGUUUUUAUUUUACUGGAUUUUGUGUUAAGUCAUUAUAUUAAAUGUUAUGUAUUUGAAGCUAAAUUCUAUGAGCUCAGGAUUGUUGCAUCAUGGAAAUACUUGUGAUUUUAUUUAUAGUCAUAGAUUUUUGUGAAACUCUCUCAUUAUGAUAUUGAAUUGUGUUGUUUAAAUUAGUCCCUAAGAUAGUGGCUAUAAAGGGCAAUAUUUUCUAAAGAGCUAAUAUUAUGAAAUGAACUGUUUGUAGAAUGUAGAAAAAAACAUUGACGACUCAACCACAAAGGAUUUGAUUAAAUCAAAAAGUAAAUGUGAAGAAAUCAUUGAAAGUCGAGCAAAACUGUAGUAAAUGAAGUUUAGCCCAUUGAACAUGUCUUCACACAAAAAAAGAUAUGAAAAUCAAAUUAAUUAUUAAAAGACAGCCUACAAUGGUUUCACUUUUUAUCCAGAAUUCAUAUUUCAGACUGUUAUUUGUUGCUCACUCACUUUAAAUGAUUUCACACUUGGCUUUUAAUCUCAAAGAUUUCAAGCUGUUUACAUGAAAUUAAGUGCACAUGUUGCCAAUGACAAGUCUAUUUGUAUGAGUAGAAGGCCCAUAUUUCUGGGCUUAUAUAUGUCAAGUUAUUCCCUUUGACCUACUGUAAAGAAAUGAUCAAGCAUUGGCAUGUAUCUCCUGUUGCAAAAUUGAAAAUAUUGCUACAAAAUAUUUUCAUUUCAAUAUUUUAAGUGUUUUUCAGGCCUGUGCUUGGAGAUUACAAUUAAAAAAAUGUUAAAGAAGAAUAAACAAAUUAUUACCCAGGUGCUAUAUUUCAAAGAAUUACUAACCAGAGCUAAAUAUCAUUAAGGAACCUUUAUUUCCCCUAACACAGAGCCACUCUGAGACCCACAAUGGAAAUACCAUGGCCGGUGUUUGUAUUCAAAUAUAUAUAUAUUAGUCAGAUUUUUUCUUAUUUAAAAUUCAUUUUCAAUCAUAUAUUAAUGUUUAAAUGUAUUGGCUGUGUAAUAUCGUAAAGUUGUUUAUGCUUAUGCCUGUGCCCUUUUAUAAACAUAAUGUCCAAUCCUCAAGAUAAACCACUUGCCCAAAGCUCGGGACAAACAAAAUUGCAUAAGGGCAAAUCAGCUUGUCUGAUUGUGCAAGUUAAAAGAUUUAGUGCAGACAGGAAAAAAUAAUCAGAAUAAAGACAAUAAGACAAUAAGAAUGGUACAAAUAAAGGCUUUGUGCCAAUAUCAAAGCACAUUUUAUACUAGCAUUAUAGCAAAUUGUUGUUGCCAACCUCAUUGAAUAUUGGACAUCUUUUAUCAUGGGAAAAAAACAACAAAAUACAAAUAUAGUAAACAGAUCUUGUCUUCCAAGACAUUGGAAAAAAUCCAAUCAUGUUAACAAUGUGUUUUGGCAAGUGAAAGUGGCUUUGGGCAAGUGAAAGUGGCUUUGGGCAAGUGAAAGUGGCUUUGGGCAAGUGAAAGUGGCUUUGGGCAAAUUCAUUUCGACACCUUCCUGCCCGAAUUGGCAACACAAAUAAAAAUAGCAUUGUGAAUACUUUAAUAUGUCCUUUUUAUACAUUCAAGAUUAUUACCGGUAACAUUUGAAAGUUUGCACUCUUAAAUGUGAAUAUUGUAUUUGGAUGUAAUAUCUGGUACUUACCAGUAAUUUGAUUUUUAUACAGAAUACUUUAAUUUAUUCAGAUUGCAUAUUACAAUAGUAUCUCAAAUGUUUGUAUUAAUCAUUAGCUACAUGUACAAAACUAUUUACAUUUAUUGUAAAAAGUGAACAUAACAUAAUAGAGAUUUUAAUAACAGUUGUAACAGUUGUAAUUAAAUCAUCACAGAAAUAUUCUUUUAUAUCUAUUUAGAAUCUCACCGGAUGUAUUUUAGUUGAUAUUACUUUAAAGAAGACUUUUCUUACUUGUUUACAGAUUUAAAUGCAAUUUAAAUAAAUCUUAGAUUACAUACUGUUGUGUUGUUUAAGAGUGCUGUCCAAAAUAGUCCUGAAAUGAAAUGUUUCCUAACCAAUGUUGAACUUGAGGUAAUGUUAACUUUUUAAAUGCUAUUUUUGUAAGACCAGUUAUGUGAAAUAAAUUUGGAUGAUAAAAUGAAAAGUUAAAGUAUGGGAUUUGAUGUGAUGCAGAUUGUGAGAAGCCACUUAAAUAUAGCACUUUUAUUUUG
Mya arenaria is the source of this 3759-nucleotide messenger RNA. RefSeq names its product xaa-Arg dipeptidase-like. Bases 319 to 1536 code for a protein of 405 amino acids. Gene Ontology annotation, molecular function: dipeptidase activity. The record is from RefSeq and is a predicted model, not a curated record. NCBI's taxonomy places the organism in Eukaryota, Metazoa, Mollusca, Bivalvia, Myida, Myidae. The transcript is spliced from 5 exons.